Schizosaccharomyces octosporus yFS286 is the source of this 351-nucleotide messenger RNA. RefSeq lists its product as uncharacterized. The coding region runs from base 1 to 351 and encodes 116 amino acids. The transcript has a single exon. The record is from RefSeq and is a predicted model, not a curated record. Lineage: Eukaryota; Fungi; Ascomycota; Schizosaccharomycetes; Schizosaccharomycetales; Schizosaccharomycetaceae.
AUGCCAGAUAAAAAUGAGAUUAAAGGAUUAAAACACUCAUUAUUGCCCUCUCAAGCACCUAUAGCGUACAUCUUACACGUACAUGCUUAUUAUUUAACGGAGGCUCUUUUACGAAAAUAUUUCCCUAUAGGAAACAUAAUAAUCACAUGGGAAGAUGACCAUAGAGCGUAUUUAACGUUUGAUUCUUCCGAGCAAGCUCAAUCGGCCUACUUAAAUUACUUGUGUCUUGGUAGUCAAUUUAACGCAGUUGUAAAGCCAGUUUACCUUUCUCACGAUGAAAUACUUCGGCUAUGUAGUAGGAAAAGAAUUCAUAUCGACAUGGAUGUUGCUGAAAGGUUGGUUCAACGUUAA